Messenger RNA from Castor canadensis (American beaver), 1575 nucleotides. RefSeq names its product MTOR associated protein, LST8 homolog (gene Mlst8). Gene Ontology annotation, molecular function: protein binding. Gene Ontology annotation, biological process: TOR signaling; regulation of actin cytoskeleton organization. NCBI's taxonomy places the organism in Eukaryota, Metazoa, Chordata, Mammalia, Rodentia, Castoridae. Gene Ontology annotation, cellular component: TORC2 complex; TORC1 complex. The record is from RefSeq and is a predicted model, not a curated record.
CCACUCCUGGAGUCCCCCGCCCCAGAGCUUUGGUCUCGUCCCGCCCCCCCCCCUCCCGCGCCCUAUGGUCUCGCCCUGAAGAACCCAUCGGUAACUCUACGCUCGGCACCGGCUUCUAUCGACGCGCUCCGGCUCUCCUCGCCGUCCUGGACCCCGGCCGAGUGCAGGGCGCGUGUAAGAUGCUGUGACCUCUGACCCUUGCCUGUCAGCUCUCGCCCCCGUGCAGGCCUCACCAUGAACACCUCCCCAGGCACAGUGGGCAGUGACCCAGUCAUCUUGGCAACUGCGGGCUAUGACCACACUGUGCGCUUCUGGCAGGCCCACAGUGGGAUCUGCACGCGGACCGUGCAGCACCAGGACUCUGUAAAUGCACUGGAAAUCACGCCCGACCGAAGCAUGAUUGCUGCCGCAGGUUACCAGCACAUCCGCAUGUAUGAUCUCAACUCCAAUAACCCUAACCCCAUCAUCAGCUACGACGGAGUCAAUAAAAACAUUGCAUCUGUGGGCUUCCACGAGGACGGCCGCUGGAUGUACACAGGAGGGGAGGACUGCACAGCCCGGAUCUGGGACCUCAGGUCCCGGAACCUUCAGUGUCAGCGCAUCUUUCAGGUGAAUGCGCCCAUUAACUGUGUGUGCCUGCAUCCAAACCAGGCGGAGCUCAUCGUGGGUGACCAGAGUGGUGCUAUCCAUAUCUGGGACCUGAAGACAGACCACAAUGAGCAGCUGAUCCCCGAGCCCGAGGUUUCUAUCACAUCUGCCCACAUCGACCCAGACGCCAGCUACAUGGCAGCGGUCAAUAGCGCUGGCAACUGCUAUGUGUGGAAUCUCACAGGGGGCAUUGGUGAUGAGGUGACCCAGCUCAUCCCCAAGACCAAGAUCCCAGCCCACACACGCUACGCCCUGCAGUGCCGCUUCAGCCCCGACUCCACGCUCCUUGCCACCUGCUCAGCCGACCAGACAUGCAAGAUUUGGAGGACAUCCAACUUCUCCCUGAUGACAGAGCUCAGCAUCAAGAGUAGCAACCCCGGAGAGUCGUCCCGUGGCUGGAUGUGGGGCUGCGCCUUCUCCGGGGACUCCCAGUACAUUGUCACAGCUUCCUCUGACAACCUGGCCCGGCUCUGGUGUGUAGAGACUGGAGAGAUCAAGAGAGAGUACGGCGGCCACCAAAAAGCUGUCGUCUGCUUGGCCUUCAAUGACAGUGUGUUAGGCUAGCCUCUGCUCCUCUGGAUCACAGGCAGCCAUCGGAGAGUUGGGACUGCCUGGUACAGUGAGCCCAACUGGAUGCACCUGUGUAGCACCCUAGCACCCUGGUCGGAUGAAGACCUCAGGGUAGCCUCUGCCUGCCAGGCCAGCCUGGGCCCACCAGGCCAGUCCUCCCUGGCCAGGGCUUUCUCAGUGCCCAGUUGCUUAUCAGAAGGCCCACUGAGCCAGGCUGCAUGUACCUGGUCUGGGAGAGCCUGUACUCCCUAAAGAGGCUGGACUCGUGACCCGAGGCUGUGCCCACCCCAAGUCAUGCUCCCCACUCCUCCCCUUCCCUGCCACUGUUCAGGUCCUGAGGCCCCAGAGAGAACCACC